Messenger RNA from Vanessa atalanta (red admiral), 3736 nucleotides. RefSeq names its product peptidyl-prolyl cis-trans isomerase G (gene Srrm234). Bases 138 to 3314 code for a protein of 1058 amino acids. Lineage: Eukaryota; Metazoa; Arthropoda; Insecta; Lepidoptera; Nymphalidae. The transcript is spliced from 12 exons. The record is from RefSeq and is a predicted model, not a curated record.
CGCCGGGCCGCCGCCGGCCGGACUACCAUGUAACCUCACGCCCCACGCCUUUGCAAGUCUUCCAGCGGUUUCACCGCAUUAGUAUAGUCUUAGUUUUAAGAAACCAAGUCUUCCACUAGAUUAAGUUAGUAUUUAAGAUGCAACGUGGUCGAGCGUCGCGACGCGAGCACAACAACCGCUUAGUAUUCGAAAGAUUAUGGCGAGGCACAUUCCAAGCGGUACUGGCCGAUCCACAGCGCAGACCGCGCGCCUCCUCCCUUGAUCCCAAUCCGGAUUUGUCAGUCGAACCCAUGCAAGGAACUUCCACUAUACAAGACCCGUUAGAACCAGCGCUCAGAACUAUUCUGGAGGGACUUAGGAGCUGCUGCUGUCGAUGCAGUUGUACCCAAAAUCGCAACAACGUUAACAACAAUUUGCAGGUCUGUCUCUCCAACCCCGAGGAGAGGAAGUCCAUGCGAUCCGUCAUAAGCGUGCGCGAAACCCACGCAGUAGCGGAGGCUCAACAAGAAAAGAAUGCGCGACUCAGGGACGCGUUCGGUAUAUCACCCCGUUUCGUUGAGGGGACCAGUUUGGAUCCAGAGCGAAGGGCGAGGGACGAAGCGCAGAAGUACCCCCUUGUGAGAACACCGAGCCAUGAGAGGGAGGAUCGGGAUACGCACGUAGCUAAGAAGAAGAAGAAACGAAGUGCGACACCGGAAGCUAAAAAAUCUAAGAAGAAAAAAUCCAAGAAGAAUAAGAAAGAGAACCAGGUGACACUUCAAUUAACUAGAAGUCAAAGAAAAAUGUUGUGGAGAUACAUUCAUAGACAAGAGUCCAGCAAGAAGAAGAAAAAGCGGUCGAAGUCACCAAAUACAGAGAGUUCCAGCAGUUCAGAGGCUGAUACUGAGUCCAGCUCAGAGGAUGAACGUCAAAAGAAAAAGAAGAAAAAGUCGAGUAGCAGACGUCGUGCCAGCGGUGCACCAUCGAGCCGUGAAAGCUCGCCAGUUAAGCAAGUAAAAGAAAAACAAUUGGAACGUCCACACGAAUAUCAAGAGAAUAGUGCUCGUAAAAAGAAUCGUGACCGUGAAGAACGCCAUCAGAGGCACGAGGAACAAACUCGAAAUACCCGACAAGUCGAUUCUAGCAGACGCAGAGAUGACAGAAGUCGGUCAGUGGAACGGAGAUCUUCACCAGAAUACAGAAGACGAGACGAACGUAGAUCACCAGUAUAUAAACAAAAAUCAUAUGUAGAAAAAGUCGAUAGGCGAAGAGAAUCUUCAAGAGAUGAGUCAGAUCGAGCAAGGUCCUCUAAACAGUCUAAACGUGAUCGUCAUCGGUCGCCUUCCGAGUCGGAUGUUGAAGAACCGCCUCAAAAAAAACCUGACAAAAGAGAUAAAAGAUUACCAAGACAAUCGAGCGAAUCCCCGCCUCCAGAAAAAAGACGACGGAAGAGCUCAUCUCCUAAUAACAAGAAAAGAGAAGGAAGUCAAUAUAACAGAAGAGAUAAAUCAAAAGAGGAACUUCGACAACAAAAAGAAAAUAAAAGGACAAGAAGGAGUGAAUCGCAAGAAUAUAAAAGCAGGCGAAAUGAUGAUUACCGAAAACACGAUGAAGAAUUUAACAAAAGAAACAAAACUGAUCAUGACAGACACUACAAGGAAAAUCGAAAUGAAACAUCAAAACGAAGAAGAAAUCGUAGUUCAUCAAGAGAGAGGCCAGACACUUUUAAAGAACAUAGAGAACGAUCUUCAGUGAGUAAAUACAAAAAGAGAGACUCUCGUCAAGAAUCGGAAAUGUAUUACAAGAAUACCAGACAUAACCGGUCUCCUUCCUCUGAUACGGAAGCGGAGACGCCUCAAAAGCAAAAAGAUACUAAAGUGUCUAACAGCAAAUCACGUCAUAAUAAAGAAAGAAAUGAAUCUCCAACGAAAGAAAAACACAGACGGAGUCCUUCGGUUGAAUACGCUAGAAACGAAACCCCCGAUCGAAGACCCGUUGACCGUAAAAGUGAUAAGAAGAAAUCCAGUUCUAAAACAGUUGAAAAUAAAACAAAAAAGAAGUCCCCAACGCCCGUAGAGAGAUGUCGUAGAACAACACAUAGUAGAUCUAAGUCUACUUCCAUAGAACGAAGGAGUUCAAAGAAAGAAAAACAAAAAAGUAGUACCCCGAUCAUAAAAUCCAAAGUAGUAUCAGAAAGACGUAUUUCACCCAGAGCAGAACAAAAGGAUAGGAAUGAUAAGGACCGAAGUACCCGCAAGGAAUCUCAUAAAGGGCACUCUAGAUCGCGUUCGAAAAAUCGGAGUCGAAGCACGUCCAGUCUUAGUUACUCGCCGGCACGUCGCAGUCCCGAAAGGUAUCGUGACAUUAUCGAAAAACUACCCGAAAAAGAUAAAAGAAAAUACAUAAAGUCGCCGUCGGAUCUUCAACCGAAGAAAAAGAAAAUUAAGGAGGUAACUGAAACGUACAAACCAAAAGCUGUAUGUAUGAGGAGCUCAUCGAGUGAAAUGGAAGAUUCUGAAGAUGAUUUUUUAAGACUAGAUGAUCGAGCUCGUCAGGAGGAAUUGGAUUUUAAAGAACUAAAUAGAUUAAAAGAAAAACUGGCUCAAAUGGCAAAAGCUUCAAUAGAGCGAAAACGAAAUGAAGAAUCUAACGGACCUUCGACGUCCCAAUCUACUCGCGAAGAUAAGGUCGAAGAAGAUAAACCUAAAAACGAAAGUCCAGUCGUGGUCGAGAAAGUGGACAUUCCUAAAGUUAAUAAUAAAAGUCCAGAAAAAAGCGAGACUCCUAAAAAGGAUAGUCCGGUAAAUGUCGAAAGUUCGCCGGAAGUUAAGAAACGAGGUAGGAGUAAGUCUCGCCGAAGUUGGUCACGUUCGACACGACGAUCACGAACACGAUCACGUUCAAGAGGCAAGUCGUCGCGGUCCCGGUCUCGGUCUAGGUCUCGUUCGAGAACACCAUCCCGAUCAUCUCGCUCAAGAUCUCGGUCCUACUCGUCAUCAAGGCGUUCUCGUUCAAGUCGCUCCAGCUCCUACAGCAGCAGAAGUUCAUCGAGAUCAUCUCGCAGUUCAUCUCGGUCAACGCGCUCGUCAAGAACAAUGACGGGCGUGUACGCCGAUUACCGUAGAUCGAGCGGGACGCGCUCCCGAUCGCCCUCGAUACCGCGCCGCGCAGGAUCGCCGAGCUUCCUGGAUAGGAGGCGAAUUACGAGGAAGAAACAACUCCGCCCGCAAACGCCCAAUUCCAUAUCGUCGGCCGACACCCUCCACCCCCUCGAGCCGCAGUUACAACAGCAGCAAGUCCUCUCAGAGAAGCUGGUCACGAUCCCCUCGCCCUGAACGCGAAUAAUCUAAACAUUAAAACAAAUCAAUAAGGCAGCCCACGUUCACUAUAAAUUGAUUUAAUCGUUGGCGAUAUAAAACUUUAUUUUAUACAAACUUACAUAAUGUCGUUAUCCGCUAGUUAAAAUGAAAUUUAAUGACAGUUUUUCGUGAUAGCGAUUAAGAUAAAAAAGCAAUCAACUGUUUGAAUCUUUGUAAUUCGCCAGUUCUAUUUUGAGAAUCUCGAUUGAAAAACUUAUCAAUUUACUUUAUUAGUUGUAGACUGCCUGUAUUGAUGAUACGAUUUAAAUUAGGUUUUGUCAUAAUUAUGAACUUCUAUUGUGAAAUAUAAUCUAUUAUUAGUCAAUAGCAUCCAAUUUCAACGAAGUCUUGAUAUUUGUAAUGAAAGCGUUCGAAUGAAUUUCGACGUUUUACUAUUA